This is a messenger RNA of Armigeres subalbatus, 1765 nucleotides long. It is a transcript of the gene Prp31, whose product is annotated as U4/U6 small nuclear ribonucleoprotein Prp31. The transcript has 5 exons. Gene Ontology annotation, biological process: mRNA splicing, via spliceosome; spliceosomal tri-snRNP complex assembly. The coding region runs from base 168 to 1703 and encodes 511 amino acids. NCBI's taxonomy places the organism in Eukaryota, Metazoa, Arthropoda, Insecta, Diptera, Culicidae. Gene Ontology annotation, cellular component: U4/U6 x U5 tri-snRNP complex; U4 snRNP; precatalytic spliceosome. The record is from RefSeq and is a predicted model, not a curated record.
CAGGAUUUUUCCUCCUUUUUCCGCCCUUUCCCACCCCACCCAACCAAGAACGCGAUAAAAUUAUUUUUGUUUGUGUUUAACCUGACGAAGGAUUGAAUAUUGGUAAACGUUAAACGUUUCGAAACAGUUCUCACAGUUUGUGAAAAAUAUAACAUUAUUCCACUGAAAUGUCGCUUGCCGAUGAACUCUUGGCUGAUUUGGAGGACGAUAAUGAGGAGACAGAGGAACUGCAAGAAACCAUUAAACAGGAGGCCCCCGAUGACACCGAAGAUGGUCGCCAAUUAUCCGGCAGUGAAGAGGAAACCAUCAUCAUGGACGUAAAAGAUGAACCGAUGGAAGUGGACGUAAAUGUAGCAUCCAUACGGGAAAUUUGUAAACUGCGGGACUCCGCUCGUCUGUCCAAUGUGCUUACACAGAUAGCAAAGUUCGUGAAAAAUCCUCGUAAAACAUCUGAAAUGAUUGGCAACGUUGAAUCGGAUCCUGAGUACCAGCUGAUCGUCGAAGCCAAUAACAUAGCUGUGGAUGUCGACAGCGAAAUCUCUAUCAUACACAAAUUUGUAAAGGAUAAAUAUCAGAAACGCUUUCCUGAGCUCGAUUCUCUCAUUAUGGUGGAAAUGGAUUACAUUCGCAGCGUCAGAGAACUGGGAAAUGAUUUGGACCAAGCGAAGAAUAAUGAACGACUUCAGGAGAUUUUGACACAAGCAACUAUUAUGAUUGUUUCUGUAACAGCUUCUACAACACAGGGAAGCCGCUUGGAGCAACAUGAGCUACAACAAAUAUACGAAGCAUGUGACAUGGCCACAGAACUUAGCGAUUUUAAAACGAAAAUCUUCGAGUAUGUCGAAAGUCGCAUGACAUUUAUCGCACCCAAUUUGUCCAUGAUAGUUGGUGCAUCUACUGCUGCCAAGCUGGUGGGUCUUGCAGGUGGUCUCACCAGAUUGUCCAAAAUGCCGGCUUGUAAUGUACUCGUUUUGGGAGCACAGAAAAAAACUCUGUCAGGAUUUUCGAAAGUAGCUAUGCUGCCCCACACUGGAUAUGUUUAUUACUCGGAUAUCGUCCAGGACACGCCACCGGAUAUGCGCAGAAAAGCAGCUCGGUUGGUAGCCUCGAAAAGCACUUUGGCCGCUCGAGUCGAUGCUUGCCAUGAAUGCCACAUGGGCGAGAUCGGUCAACGGUUUCGCGAGGAUAUUGAGAAGAAGCUGGAUAAAUUGCAAGAACCUCCACCGGUGAAGUUUAUCAAGCCACUUCCGAAGCCAAUCGAAGGUGGCAAGAAAAAACGCGGUGGAAGGCGGGUGCGUAAAAUGAAAGAACGUUACGCAAUAACGGAAUUCCGAAAACAAGCCAACCGGAUGAACUUUGGAGAUAUUGAUGAAGAUGCCUAUCAAGAGGAUUUGGGAUACACGCGUGGAACUAUAGGCAAAACAGGCACCGGUAGGAUACGCUUGCCGCAGAUCGAUGAGAAGACCAAGGUUCGAAUCAGCAAAACACUCCAGAAGAAUCUUCAAAAGCAACAGCAGGUGUGGGGCGGAAGCACCACUGUUAAGAAGCAAGUUUCUGGUACGGCAUCUAGCGUGGCAUUUACCCCGCUGCAGGGAUUGGAAAUCGUCAACCCACAGGCGGCAGAGAAACCGGCCAGCGAAAGCACGGCGAAGUAUUUCUCGAACACUUCCGGUUUUCUAUCGGUCGGAAAGCGUACGACAUAAGGCAGUUGGGAUAUUGUUUAGUUACUGUUGAAAAUGUGGUAAUAAAAAAUAAUAAAAAACAA